AUGGCCAUUCAAGGGCUACGAGAGCUCUCUUUGCACAGCCUACGCACCUUCAAGCAUAACUAUGUCUCUGAAAUAUCUGGAUCACUGGGCGACCUGGGCACAUUUCUGCCCAUCGCAAUCGCACUAUCCGCGAAUGGCACCGUGUCACUGGCCAGCACGCUAAUAUUUUCGGGUAUAUUCAAUAUCCUCACGGGCUUAUUUUUCGGUAUCCCGCUCCCCGUGCAACCCAUGAAGGCGAUCGCCGCGGUCGCGAUCUCCCGCAGCUUCCCCAGUGGCUCGAUCGCUGCAGCAGGGAUCUUCGUUGGUGUCUGCGUUCUUGUUUUUAGCGUGACCGGUCUUCUACAUUGGUUCGCCAAUGUGAUUCCUAUCCCAGUGAUCAAGGGUAUUCAGGUUGGCGCGGGCUUGUCGCUGGUUAUCUCUGCUUGCAAUAGCAUCCUCCGCCCGCUUAGUUGGAUAGGGCCAUCCUGGGCGGAUAAUCGUAUCUGGGCGACUGUGGUAUUCCUCGCCUUUAUCGUCACCAAUGUCUACCGCAAAGCCCCCUAUAUACUGGUCCUGUUUUCCAUCGGUUUGGUAUUUGCGAUUAUUCGAACGGCGGUGGCUGGUGAUCUCCCUGCUUUCAGCAUAUGGCACCCUUGGCUGGUGGUUCCGACGCCCUCUCAAUGGUGGGUUGGCACCGUGGAUGCCGGUAUUGGCCAAAUUCCUUUGACCACGCUCAACUCGGUCGUGGCAGUGGUCCACUUGGCGAAUGAUCUGCUGCCUAAUAUCCAGACGCCGUCGAUUACCCACAUCGGCCUCAGUGUGGCCGGCAUGAACCUUGUUGGAUGCUGGUUCGGGGCAAUGCCCGUCUGCCAUGGAUCGGGUGGUUUGGCAGCGCAGUACCGCUUCGGUGCUCGCUCGGGCGCAAGUGUGGUAUUUCUAGGGGUCCUCAAACUAAUAAUUGGUUGUUUGUUUGGUGAGACUUUGGUGGACCUGCUCAAGAGCUUCCCAGCUGCCUUCCUAGGUGUCAUGGUCAUUGCAGCUGGACUGGAGCUUGUGGGCGUAGGCGAGAGUCUUAAUACUCCUAGGGCUCGGGACCUACCUCAAACUGGCUGCAUUUUGGAUGACGCAGACCAGCACCUCGGCCCGAUUUGCACUGAUGAGGAGAGCAGGCGCCGGUGGACAGUCAUGAUGGUGACUGUUGGGAUGUUGGUCGGAUUUAAGAACGAUGCGAUUGGUUUCGCCGCCGGAAUGGUGUGCCAUUGGGUUUAUGAGAUUCCCAAUUUGCGGGAGAAAUAUCUUAGCCAUUGGUCGCAGGGAUAUCUUCGUCUGCGAUAG
Messenger RNA from Penicillium subrubescens, 1314 nucleotides. Its product is annotated as putative sulfate/molybdate transporter. Gene Ontology annotation, molecular function: molybdate ion transmembrane transporter activity. The transcript has a single exon. The coding region runs from base 1 to 1314 and encodes 437 amino acids. Gene Ontology annotation, biological process: molybdate ion transport. NCBI's taxonomy places the organism in Eukaryota, Fungi, Ascomycota, Eurotiomycetes, Eurotiales, Aspergillaceae. The record is from RefSeq and is a predicted model, not a curated record.